Molecule: messenger RNA, 6978 nt
Organism: Cynoglossus semilaevis (tongue sole)
Lineage: Eukaryota; Metazoa; Chordata; Actinopteri; Pleuronectiformes; Cynoglossidae
Gene: sema4gb
Product: sema domain, immunoglobulin domain (Ig), transmembrane domain (TM) and short cytoplasmic domain, (semaphorin) 4Gb
Exons: 15
Coding region: 237-2891 (884 amino acids)
Biological process (GO): semaphorin-plexin signaling pathway; axon guidance; positive regulation of cell migration
Cellular component (GO): plasma membrane
Molecular function (GO): semaphorin receptor binding; chemorepellent activity
Source: RefSeq, a predicted model, not a curated record
GGAUGAGUUGUGGCUGACUGCAGCAGCAGCGGCAGCAGUAAAGAGAGCAGCUCAGUAGUUGGCAGCCCAGUGAAAGAGUCAGAGGACUUUUGUGGACCACGGAAAAGGGAGCAGUGCACAGGCUGCCCACAGCUGGAGGAUAAUCAGAGAGUCUGAAUCCACCUGCUGCUGGGUCUAACUAUACACACACUUGUCAUACUUGGUGUACUGGGUGGACUCAGUUCUGCAAGUUAAGCAUGGGGGAGCACACUUCAGUCCGGCUCCUCCUGCUCCUGCUGCCCCUUCUGCUCCUCUCCAGGCUAUCAAGGCUGUGGGCCUUCCCCUUCAGCUCAUCCCUGGACCUGGACGUUACUCCCAGGACAACUGUCUUCUUAAAAGGUCUGCUGGGCAGCGCUCACUUCGCCGGCUCUUCCCAGAACUACAGCACCCUCCUGCUGGAGGAGGAGCCCGGGCUGCUAUACGUGGGAGGCAGAGGAAUUCUGUACGCUCUCAACGUCUCCAACAUCUCCACACCUGCAAGCCUCACAAUUAAUUGGGAUGCCUCGCCUGAGCAGAAGAAACAGUGUCUCAGCAAAGGCAGAGACAACAAGACAGAGUGUUACAACCAUAUUCGCUUCCUGCAGCGGUACAAUGAGACUCACCUCUACGUCUGUGGAACAAACGCCUUCAAACCACUUUGUGCUUAUAUUGACAUAGAGAGGUUCAACUUCUCCUUAGGCUUUGAGGAGGGCAGAGACAGGUGUCCUUAUGAUCCAGCCAAGGGCUACACAGGCCUCCUUGUGGAUGGCGAGAUGUUCACAGCCUCUCAAUACGAGUUCCGCAGCUCUCCAGACGUGCGCAGAAAUUUCCCUUUCCCCACACUCAGGACAGAGGAGGCUCCGACCCGAUGGCUUCUGGAGGCAGAUUUUGUGGGCUCUGUGCUGCUGAAGGAGAGCAUCAACAGUUCCAUCGGUGACGAUGACAAGAUUUACUUCUUCUUCACGGAGAGAAGCCAGGAGCAGAUUACUUACCCGAGCCAAACCAAGGUGUCCAGGGUGGCCCGAGUCUGCAAGAAUGACUGGGGAGGCCAGAGGACCCUGCAGAGGAAGUGGACCACCUUCCUCAAGGCCAGAAUGGUGUGUUCAGUUCCAGAGUACGAGCUGCACCUCAACAUCCUGCGCAGUGUGUUUGUGCUGCAGAGGGGAAAUGCUCAGAACAGCAUCUUCUACGGCGUCUUCGGCCUUGAAUGGAAGAAUAUCAAAGCUUCUGCCGUCUGUCAGUACAACUUUGCUGACGUACAGAAGGUUUUUGACGGACCCUACAUGGAGGUGCAGGACUCCAAGUGGAGGGAGUACACAGGGAAGGUUCCAGAGCCCAGACCUGGAUCUUGUAUUACAGACCUGCACAGAUCCCAGGGCAUCAACUCAUCUCGAGACUUGCCGGACAACGUCCUCACCUUCGCCAGGAGACACCCCCUCAUGGCCACUCAGGUGCACCCAGCAGGGCCGCGCCCCCUCCUGUUCAAGAGGAACGUCAACUACGUCAAGAUAGCAGUGCACAGGGAGCCGGCACUGGAUGGGAACAUUUAUACAGUCCUGUUUUUAGGAACUGAUGAUGGGUGGUUGCACAGAGCUGUGGAUAUUGCUGGGGAAGUGCAUAUCAUCGAGGAGCUGCAAUUGUUUGACAAACCUCAGCCUAUAAGCACCAUGGUCAUAUCCUCAACUCUGCGGAGCGUCUAUGUGGGCUCCCACUCUGGAGUGGUGCAGGUUCCCAUGUCAGCGUGUGGCAGAUAUACUUCCUGUUACGACUGCGUCUUUGCCAGAGAUCCAUUCUGCGGCUGGGACGGAAAGAGCUGUAUUGAAAUAUCCUCACGUAAACUGAGGUCAGAUUUAACCCAGGAUGUUCAGAGAGGAAUCAGAGGCUGUAAAGAGAACUUUGGAAAUGUGGUCCACCGGAGACGUUCAGUCAUGUCCGGUGACGAUGUUCUGCUGCAGUGUGAGCUACACUCCAACCUGGCCACUCCACGCUGGACUCUCAACGGCAGGGAACUCCAGGGAUACGACCUGAAUUCCGGCUACCGCAUCGGCACAGAUGGUCUCCUUAUAAUCGGAGCGCGUGCCCAGCAGGUCGGCUCAUACCGCUGCUUUGCUAGGGAGAACUCAGUCUCCGUCUUGGUUUAUCUUUACACGGUGCAGGUGCACACAGAUCCUUACUUCCCGGUCGAGCCCACAGCCUCCACCAUCCCCACUACAGUUUUCGCUCCGACUGCUUUCUCCACCAGCAGCCCCACAGAGCAGCCUCUGCCCUCACCUCCUGCCCCGCUGGCCCCAGAACCAGAGUACCAGGCCUACAGACACAUGGAGGCCGUGUACAUUUCCCUGGUGGCAGUACUUGGAGGACUGUGCUUGGUGUUGACCGUGGUCCUGCUUUACGUCAGUUUCUGCACCAGAAGGACCUCUCGGAACAGGAAGUUCUCUCACCAAGCACUGCAGGUCCUGGGGGGCUCUGAGAGGAAACGAAGUUCCCAUCUUGAACUCAAAACCAUCUCCAGCCAGUGCAACGGCAGAGAGCGUCGCCAGUCGCUCUCCUUCUCAACUUUCAGGGACUUUGGUGACGAUUUCUUCCAGAUCGUUCCGAGCCAGAGCGACCUGUCUCCUGAAAAGACGCCUCCUCCGGCGCCCCCUCUUCCCAUGCCUCCUCCACUUCCUAACAUGGACUACGCCAAUGGACUGUCGGCGACGCUGCCCAGCGUGCUGAGGAAAAUGAAUGGCAACAGCUAUGUGUUGCUGAGGCAGGGUGACCACGACGGCAUGUCGCCGUUCUACCACUCCUUCACAGAGGAACUCAACAGGAUCCUGGAGCAGAGGAAAAACUCACAGCUGGACCUGCAGCCUGACGAGAGCUCCAUCUAGGAUCUCCACUCACUCACUCUGUGCUGCGGUUAAUUAUUUUUCACCUACGCCGGGAGCUGUAGUAGUGAGAAGAACUGACUGUACCAAACGCUGCCACUUUGAACUGAGCACUAACAAAAAUGUUCAGCCUCUCUGACGAUGUACUUCACAAUAACAGUGGACAUGACUGAGCAAAGACCUGACAUUAAGUAGUGAAUCUGUGUUUGUUCCAAGACUGCACUUAAGCAGGAGAGCUCACCACCAGGGGGAAUUUUAAUGCUGCUCAGUACUGGCUUUUUAUGGAGGCUGCUGAUGAAUGACAAAUGACGAAAGGAGGAAAAGUUUCAAAAUGGAACACUGAACGUGGAAUGAAUAAAUAACACUUUUUAAGUGUUUUGAACAGUAGUAUUAGUUUUCUGUAAACCUGGGGAAAAGUGGAGUUUGAUUUGAAACAGAACUCCACAACCAUGUAAUGGUUUUAAAUUCCCUGGGUUGAGAAUUUCAGCAGGUUCAAUUCUGCCAUAAUUGCACGUGUAGAGCUUGUCACUGAGUUCUUUUGGGAUUUUUUUGUUUUUUUUAAGCAGUUUAAUGGCAGUUCAAUGGGUUUAUAGUUAAAGAACAAAUGUGUACACUGCAAUAUAGCAGCAUUUUCUUGGACUGACUUAGCGUUAUUAAAAAAAGUUCAUUAUUAAAAAAAAAAAUUCUUUACAGAUCAUGACUGCGGUGACACAUUAUAGACAGAGAAGUUGUGCUAACAGUUUUUUAAGAAACUAUUUAAGGCGUUACCUGCAUUACAAUAUAAUGCUUUUGUUUGUUUUGCACGUUAGAACAAAAACUGGACUGCACACGUUGGUCUUCAGCAGAACUUUGACAGUAUUGUUUUACAGUGGUUAAAAACCAACAGGGUUAGCAGAGGAGGUACGUCGUCCUUUAACAAAGGAGCGCACAGUGUCUGUUUGUACUCUCAGUGGGAGGAAGUGUAACGUUGCUGUAAUGUGUCACUUUCUGUUCCAGUGAAUGAGAGUUCAGUUUGUUUAAACCACUCAUACAACAAGCCCAGGUUGCAGUGAUUGCAUCACUGUUGCUGUUAGAACCAGUGUGUCAGUCCAGAGAGAAACAUCUGUAAGAGUUGACUCUACAGCAUGACGUAAAUCAGUAGUUUAUCAUUUAUUGAUCAACACAACACAGCUACAGGUAGUUUUUGUUUUUUUUUCAUCGCACCAUGUAGAUGAAGGGCUGAUGACGGCUAUUUAGAAGGACCAGGUGAUAAAUGCUUCUCACCUGGUUCUUUGAACAACAUUAAUGACAGAUACAGGUUUGUGUUCGUCCUCUGCAUCGUCACAGUUUACGUGACAUUAGCGCAAUGGCACAACAACACAAACUGCAGAUGCUAUAGGAUGGAACGCCUUCACAUUCAACAGUGGAGGGACAAAUGGCUGAAAUGAGUCAUUUGUAAACCUGUCAGUGAUAAAUACACUGCAGAAUCUGAAGUCAGCAGCUCUCUCAGGUGACUCGGAGUGAAUCUGGCAUUGCUGACAAUAACAGCAGCCUUUGGCUCACCUCCAUGAGGAGAGGACGCUGGCUCUCUCUCUCUCUCUCUUUCUUUCUCUCGCUCUCUUUCUCUUUCUCUUUCUCUUGCUGUUUGCACAAAGCUACGUUGUCUUUCGCAGGUGAUGCAGACAGAAUACAACGACCUUCAUCUCCAACUUUGCCAUUCAUGAAACAGAUGAUGAAUGAUGCAGACAGAAGCUGUUUUACAGAUCGACAGAACUCUUUUUUCCCCAUUGCAAUUAAGUGGCAAACCCCUUCUGUGUUAAAUUUGUACUUUGACCAUUUAUGAUCCCCAGAGAUUUUUAUCCAUAUUGAAGUUGUUUUUUAUCUUUUCCUCUUUCAACCAAGGCCUUUUGCUUGUUGUAUUUUUGCCGCUUCCUCCUCGUCAGCCCAUUGUGAAGCUUGUGUUUAUCCCUGUCUCUGUUUGCUCUCCACUCGGCUCCUACCUCUUUUGCUCACUCGUCACAUUAAUGCUGCGUGGCCACAUAAUCUAUUACUGUAGUAUCUGCUGCUAACAUUUACGCCCUCUCUCUCAAGGACGCUGCUGAAUGGACACAGAUUAGAGUUCCUUUUCAAAGAGCACAUCCAUCUGUACUGGUGAAAGUAGUGACUGAAAAGUGUUGUUGUCACAGUUUUAUUUUAAGUUGACCUUUUUUUUACUUCAAAGCUUAAUAAAUAUGAAUCUUGUUAUGUAAACAGAUUGUAAACAUUUCUAAAGGACAGACUUUGGGUUAAAACCAGAGCUUCUUUUUACCUGUAUUUAACUGUAUAUUAUGUAAAGGUUCUCCAAAUAGUUUUCUCUUUUCCCCAUGUUUGAAAAAACUGUUAUAUUUGAUGUUUAAUUUCAUUCCGUUGUGGUUCAUGAAAAGAACUUGCAUUGACUGGUGACUGUGAGUUGUGCUGUUUGUUUUUCAUGGACAACUUACAUAAUCAGUAACGCGUUAGCUGCCUGUUUUACCGUUGAGUCGUUUUUGUGCACAAUAUGGCAGUGAAUUCAGUAGAGUUUGUGACAAUAGUUCCAUCCCUGCUGAUCUCUCCUGCAAGCUAAAGAAUCUUUUUUUUCAAGUGAUGGCCAAAGAAACCUGUAUAGUUUGCAAUUUGCACUGUCCUACAUAAAUACUUUGUGGUAUUCCUCUGUAAAAUGUGACACUUUUCAUCCAGGUGGUUCUGCUUGAACAUUCUGAUGAAGAACUAACCUGAAUGUUUGUUUGAAAUGACACUGUUGCUUUCUGUCAUAGUUCAACCAUCUAAGGUUUAGGAGAAAACAGGUUUUAUGUAAAUUCCUAUGUCUUUAUUUAUUGAUUUACAUUAAUAAACCAGUGUUUUGGUGUUACUGCCCCCUGUUUGCAGUAAGUAUUUUUUACUUUCUGUUUUAGGCACUAACAUUUUGUUUUACCAUAGGGAAAUACACCUAGUCAGUGGUCCACUUGUAAUGCUUCUCCAAAGACUGCAUGUUGCUGAUAAGACCUGCAGAAGGCAGGGAAAUGAGGGCUAUCUAUAUGUUUUAAGUUUUGACUUCGGCUGACCCAAAAUCACUUGCAUCAAGGGCAUGUGUUGUGAGCCUGGAAAGCAAACAAACACAUUUCUAGCCAAGACAGAAGUUCUUUGAAGACCUAACCUAUUCACUCUUUGGGAAAAAAAUCCUUUUCAGCUUGGCUAAAAAUAUGAACUUUCAUCAGGAGUCCGUCGGGGAACUAUCAAUGCAUGACAUGUUCAAACCUGCGUCUGUUCACACGACACCAGCUGUUUUCAGCUUGGCCAAGGCCAUUGUCCUCCACUGGGACUCUGCUCAUAUGAUCCCAGAAUUAUUCUGUGAAUGUGCAAAACAGCAGAGGUAUAACAUUGGCUUGUUUUGUGGGAAUAUAAAAAAGCAGAGUUUUUACAGCAGUGCCCAAGGCCUGUAACUUAGCAACAGCAUCUUUAUUUAGAGCCCCUCUAGUAAUGGUGUGGGUCAUUUUGUGCUAGUCCACACAGGGUGCCACGAACGCACAGUGGCUUUGAUAAAUGGAACUGUUGUCAUAUACAAAUGAAAAUCCAUUAAAAAAACAUUCUAAUAAGAUUCACCAGCUUUGAUUCAAACAGCAGCAGUGAGUGAACACACUCCCACCAGACUGCACACUUCUACUUAAUAGAAUUUGGAGGCACAAAUGCAGACUGGAUGUCAUUUUGGCCGUAUGGUGACAAACAGUGAGCUGAGUGUUAAUGAGAUGUAUAUACAUUUCAUUACUGUAGGUAAUCUAAUUAAACACAAUUCAAAUCACCCAGACUCACACGUUGUACUGUAUUUUGGCUUUUCUUAUUUGUGUUGACUCUUCUUUCCUAAUGUCAUUAUUACAUCUAACUCUUCACUAAGUAUCAAUGUUAAUUCUACAGGUGAAAAGAACAUAUUAAAACUGUUGUCUUUCUUCAGCCACUGCCUUUAACUACUGCUACAACCGUGACAAACCUUGAGACAAUUUGUUAAAGCAGGAAAAACCUACGUCUUACGUUUCACACCUUAUUUUACCACUGAAAUAAACUGCUGUCCAGAAAACAUGGAAAACAGUUUAGAUCAAGA